GCUGGCUUUGGGGGUUGCGGUCCUCUCGCAGCUUACAGGUCACAUGGAACUGCGCUGCGCGGGAGGAGGUGAGGUUUCGUUCGGCGAGUCGCCAAACCGCGCUGUGCCGGCUCCUCCGGGACUUUAGGGUCCCGCAAUGGCUCCUUCAGGGGAGUGAUUCGGCCAGACCGAGAGACACCAGAGGCGACGGCCUCCGCGUGCGCAGGGGGAUGCAGCUGACCGCCCCCACCCGGUAGGAUUCCACUGCGCACGCUUUUCCCAGUCCCUUUGGCAUCGCAACAGGAUUAGGGGUGGCCGCAGCUGGCACAGUGAGCAGCUGUUGGGGCUGGCGCAGCCAGGAAGGGCCUGAGCCCGGGAUCCUGCGCCCUGGGUAGGCGGGCUUCACUGUGGCCAGCCCCGGGCUCCUGCCGCUUCUUUCCGCAAGAUCUCAGGGACCUCGGAAGGGCGUCCUUCUGCGCGGCACAGGCCGGCUUAAGCGCGGGGAUGAAUGAGCGUAGCGGGGAGGCCGCUUCCCCACCCUUCAACCUCUUCGGCUGCGCCGCAAGGCCAACAGGAAGGCGCCAGCCGGGCGUGCCGGAGUCCAGGUUUGACUUGCACUGAUCUGGGCCUAAGGUCCAGGAUGGUUUGUUCCUGGGACCAGACCUGACCGGAAGUUGGCCUCAUGAGCACGUCAGGCUCCCCAGCUGCCAUGCUGCUCCGGAGGCUCCGGCGGCUCUCCUGGAGCAGCACGGCCGUCCAGCUCUUCAUCCUCACGGUGGUGACAUUUGGCCUGCUGGCCCCCCUGGCCUGUCACCGGCUUCUACACUCUUACUUCUACCUUCGCCAUUGGCAUCUGAACCAAAUGAGCCAGGAGUUCCUGCAACAAAGCUUGAAGGAGGGGGAAGCUGCCCUACACUACUUCGAGGAGCUGCCCUCCGCCAACGGCUCAGUGCCCAUCGUCUGGCAGGCCACCCCACGGCCCUGGCUGGUCAUCACCAUUGUCACAGUGGACAGGCAGCCUGGCUUCCACUACGUCUUGCAGGUGGUGUCCCAGUUCCACCGACUUCUCCAACAGUGCGGCCCCCAGUGCGAGGGGCACCAGCUCUUCCUGUGCAACGUGGAGCGCAGUGUGAGCCAUCUCGAUGCCAAGCUGUUGUCCAAGUAUGUCCCCGUGGCCAACCGCUACGAGGGCACUGAGGACGAUUAUGGCGACGACCCUUCCACCAACUCGUUUGAGAAAGAGAAGCAGGACUAUGUCUAUUGCCUGGAGUCGUCCCUGCAGACCUACAACCCAGAUUAUGUCCUUAUGGUGGAAGACGAUGCCAUUCCAGAAGAGCAGAUCUUCCCAGUCUUGGAGCACCUUCUGCGGGCUCGCCUCUCUGAGCCGCACCUCAGAGAUGCCCUUUAUCUAAAGCUCUACCAUCCCGAGAGGCUCCAGCACUACAUCAACCCGGAGCCCAUGCGGAUCCUGGAGUGGGUUGGUGUGGGCAUGUUGCUGGGCCCCUUACUAACCUGGAUAUACAUGCGGUUCGCCAGCCGUCCAGGGUUCAGCUGGCCCGUCAUGCUGUUCUUCUCUCUGUAUAGCAUGGGCCUGGUGGAGCUGGUGGGCCGCCACUAUUUCCUGGAACUGCGGCGGCUCAGCCCUUCCCUGUACAGCGUGGUCCCGGCUUCGCAAUGUUGCACCCCGGCCAUGCUCUUUCCUGCCCCAGCGGCCCGCCGGACCCUCACCUACCUGUCCCAGGUGUACUGCCACCAGGGCUUUGGCAAGGACAUGGCACUGUACUCACUGCUGAGGGCCAAGGGGGAGCGGGCCUAUGUGGUGGAACCCAACCUUGUGAAACACAUCGGGCUCUUCUCCAGCCUGCGGUACAACUUUCACCCCAGUCUGCUCUAGCGGGCCAUGAGCUGCCUCUCUGAAAUCGGCGGCUUUUUAGAGAUUCAAACACUGAGCUCUGUAUUCCGAUGUGGUUGGUUGCAGGUAAUUCGUUGUUUAACGUUGCCAGGGAUAUAAGCACUAACACUGCAGAGGAACAGACCAGUCAAGAACCUUGGCGCGAACGGCAGUUGGCCACAGAUCCGGACCCCUGUCCCCCCACCCAGCCACGCUGCCUCGGGCAGUCUGAUCCGCCCAACAAGGGGGCAUUUAAAUACCAGUUGUAUUCUCCAGUUGUGUUCAGCUCUGCUUCGUGACAGAGAUUGUGACUGCCAAAAAUAUUGUGCACAGUGAUUCGACUGUUUCAGGAUUUUAAGGGCAGAAUUGGUGAAAGGUUAGAUCCUUUUGAAUGGAUUUCUUUUCAUGGGGCAUGAGAAUGGCUGUGUUUCGAAUAUAUGUCUAAACGGGCAGGACCGUGUCGAUCAUUUCCACCUGUUCCCUUGAGCUGGUAGAAUGAAGGCCAAUAAAAGCCACACAGCGCCUGGCAGCUUGGAGGCGGGUGGCCUGCCUUUCUCUCUUCUGCGUUGUGGUGCACUGAUGAUCACUAUUGUUCGUGAGAUCUUUAAGGCACAGCAAAAUUUGAAAGCACCUUAUGGAUCAUCAAAAUCAGAUUGCUUAUGUUUAUUAGUGAUUUAGUAUCGAAGAUUUUGGUCAUAUUCUGAUUAUUUGAAAAGUGGACAUUGCAGAAUGAUGUAGAAUGGGUGAGUUUCUUACUCACUCUAUAUCCCUUUUCCUAACUGGCUGGCUAACCAUUCAUCCUCAUUUUUUUCUCCUAGGUAGCAUGGUGUUAUAGAAGGAAAAAACAUGGGCUGUGAAGUCAGAAGACCUGAGCUUUUAUUUCAGAUCUCUCAUGUCCCAGUGGUGUGACCUUGGGCAAGUCAUAACCACUCUGAGUCUCAGUUUCUUCACCUGUAAAAUGGGGGCAGUGGGACCUACCCUUCGUAGUUGACUUGUGGUUUAAAUGAAGAAUGUAUGCAAAACACCUAAUAAGUGCUCAGCCCAGAGAGGGCACUUGGCAAAUUUUGGUUCUUUUCUCUCCUGUAAUAAGUAUAUAAAGCUCAAGUGUAUUUUGGAUAAAGAUAUUAAUGAUAUUGUUUAGAGUGGGGGUCCCCAGCCCCUCCCCAACCCUGGGCCAUGGACCAGUACUGGUCCACGGGUCGUUAGGACCCGGGCCACAUAACAGGAGGUGAGCGCCAGUGAGCAACUGGAAGCUUUACUCACAUUACGGCCAGAGGUCCGCCUCCUGUGGUCCCCACCCCUCUCCUGGUCCAUGGAAAAACUGUCUUCCAACUGGUCCCUGGUGCCAAAAAGGUUGGCGACUGCUGGCUGAGUGUGAGACAGAACACAGCUGACACCCAUGAAGCAGCCGCUCCAGACCAACCACUACAAUGAACACUGACUUGUCAUUGUGAUGUCUGCGGGGUAUACAGCUCCAGUCAAGCCAAAACGACUUCCCAUUCAAACUGGAAGUGAUCUGAGGCUCCUUUUGAGCUUCUUCCAAGACUAUCAUCUAAAAAUUACUUCUCUUGAGUGCUACAAAUAACUGGCCUUUGAUGACACUUACCAAACCAGUGGGCAAAUCCCUUCAUGAGGACACAUGACUGAAUAAGAGUUCAAGCAUUUGUCUGUUUUGUUUCAGAGCCACAUCUUCCCUUUGCUUUUACAUUUCCACAGUGAGCUUCCAUUUGGAGAUCCACUCAACACAGAGAGAGGAGUUGGGGGGAGGAGGGAGGCUUUAGCACCCCACUUCACAGAUGAACAAACCGAGACCCAGAGGUAUCAGACAACUUCUCCAAUUUCACACAGCUGAGCAGGACUGAAACAGCUCUUCUGACUUUCAGCUUUUUUCUUAACCGCAUUCAUUUUAUAAAUAUCUGUGUAGUCAAAUUCUCUCCUGUAAAAUCCGAUUGUAACCUGGACUGAAUAAUGUUUCUGUAGACUGAGGUGUGAGAAAUUCUUUGUCGUGUGGGUCUUGGGGAACGAGCAGGUCGCAGUGUGUGUUGUGUUGUUGUAGUGACCUGUUAGGUGUCUCCCGGCAAUGCCCAAAGCGAUCGGAGCUAGUAGAUGACUUACUAAGAUGUUCAUAUUCCACACCUUCCCUCCUCCUCACCCAGCAACUGGUCCACUCCCAUGUUUUAGAAAAGGACCACCCUCAACCUAGACCUUAUUAGAAUUUGUUGCAUUAAUCAUUGGAUCUUAUGAAUUUUUUUAUGGUCCCGUGAGAGGGGGGCCACGUUUAAGCUAGUCAGCCUCAAGCUAGGGAGUCACUGCUGGUUUCCAUCUCUGCUCUUUCUGAUUCAGUUGUCCACUGCAUGCGGACAUCCCCUCCUGACUCCUCCGUUCUGGACAGCCAAGGCCAUCUUGGCCUUGUCUGAUUUUUCUACCUGCGUACCAAGACCUCUUCUCCCGUUGAUCCUAACUAGUGUCUUCCAUCCUUGGACAUUUCCUGCAGCUGAGUGCUGCCCUUUUAUCUCUACCCACUUCUAGAUUUCCCCCCCUUUUUUCCCUCACACCUAGAGUCCAAUUUUCAUAUUUUGUCCUUGAUUAGGACAGCCGACAGCUUCACGCCAAAGCUGAAGUCCCUUGUUUAAUCCUAAGCAAGGGGACUUGAGGAGACCUCGAGUCCCCUUCCCAUAUCAAGGGACACACAGGUUGCCAGGUGGGUGAAGGUUUCUAACAGUCCUGCUCAUCUUUCAAAGUUUAAAUUAUUGUCAGGCCUAAGAAGGUCUCAUUUGUGACUGAUUGUAUUUGCGUAGACAUAUCACUUAAAAUAAAAGCACCCAUUCCACUAAGGUAUCCUGAGAAGA
Messenger RNA from Phyllostomus hastatus (greater spear-nosed bat), 4719 nucleotides. It is a transcript of the gene PGAP4, whose product is annotated as post-GPI attachment to proteins GalNAc transferase 4. Gene Ontology annotation, molecular function: glycosyltransferase activity. NCBI's taxonomy places the organism in Eukaryota, Metazoa, Chordata, Mammalia, Chiroptera, Phyllostomidae. Gene Ontology annotation, cellular component: Golgi membrane. The record is from RefSeq and is a predicted model, not a curated record. The transcript is spliced from 2 exons. Gene Ontology annotation, biological process: GPI anchor biosynthetic process. The coding region runs from base 662 to 1873 and encodes 403 amino acids.